AAUAACGAUUUGGCGAGAAACUAUUGUGAGAUUACUGAUUAGUGAUUAGAUUUAAUAAGUUUUCUCUCUAAUCACUAAAUUGCAAUAAUUAUAAUAAUCUAUAAUUACAGUUCAAUUUAAAAACAACAUAUUAUUAUGUACCUAGUGGCUAGUGUAAUAACAAACUUAGUAUUUUGCAUGAUUCUAUAUUCUGUUGAUAAUGUCGGCCGUAUUGCUAAAGAAUAGAUUAAAUAGUAUUGCUGACUGCCGUUAUCAGCUAAAUUCCGAACAUUCGAGGUGUGUCAUCCGUCGACUACAUUAAUCUGCAGCCGUGAGACGAAAAUUCAACGAUUCUGCCGAACCAGAAUUUUGCAGCUCAUGCAGGUUAAGAAUUAAAAAGGGCGCGCGUCACAUUAUCAACGACCGGUGACGAGUUUGAUACUGUUUCGUGUUACCUAGUACCUACGUUAUAAUUCAACUUACCUUCAAUUUUUGGGAGUUUUGUGUGUUGGGACGCAUUGGUCCAUUUGUAUUUAAAUUCACCUACCAACGAUGACGGAGACGUUCAAAUUAUCCGACUAUGAUUGCAUUGGUUUCGAUCUGGACAACACAUUGUGUGAAUACCGCAUAGGGCCCAUGGUACAGAUGAUUUAUGACGUACUAAUCGAUUACCUCAUAAAAAAUUACAAUUACUCAGCCAAACAUCUGCGACAGCCGAUAGAUUUUGAUUUUUUUCAGAGGGGUUUGAUUUUGGAUGCUGAAAAAGGAAACAUUUUAAAAAUUAAUGGUACUGGUCAGAUAUUGAGAGCAGCCCAUGGCACUAAGUUCAUGACCGACGAAGAAAUCGAGUCCGUGUAUGGUCCGAACAGGACGUGGUCAGUAACCGAUGUGUUUGUACAAAAUUUUCUUGAAACCUGGAAUGGACCUAUGUCCGAACAAAUCAGACCACUUCUUGAUUUUUUCGAUAUUCCUGUGUCGCUUGUAUUUGGACGUUGUAUAGACGGUAUUGAUAACGUAUCUCGCCCUCAAACCUACAAUGUUUGGCCAGAUGUAUUAAAAGGCUUAAUCUACAUGUAUUCUAGGGAGAACUUUUCAGCAAAUACUGGUGAUUAUUUUCCAUACUUAAAAUCAACUCCCUCUUUAUACUAUAAUAAAUGUCCCGAGUAUGUGCUCAAAUGGCUUAAAGAACUAAAACAAACUAAAAAAGUUUUCCUGAUAUCAGGAUCACAUGUAGACUACGCUAAUUUUACGGCUACACAGUCAUUAGGUGAAAACUGGAAAGACUUAUUUGACAUAGCUGUUUUUUAUUCUAGAAAACCUGGAUUUUUUACUGCAAAUAAACCAUUUUAUAGCACAGACUCUCAAAUGUUAAAUGAAUGUGAUGUUGUGGAAAAUAUACAGUUUAAAAAUAUUUAUAGUCAAGGUAAUUGGAAUCAGUUACAUGAUUUAUUUAAAAAAGAAACUGGGAAGUCUAACCCAAAGUGCUUGUAUGUUGGUGAUAAUAUAUUGCAAGACGUUGUAGCGCCUGCAAAGUUCUCUGGUCUUGAUACUAUAGCUGUUGUUGAAGAGAUGAAACUAGAUUCAAAUGAUAAUGAUAUUAAUCCUGACAAUGACAUGUUAAAAAUAAACAAAUGGAGUUCAUAUCUAGUUGACAGUGACAAGAGAGAUACAUCCAUAUGGACUUCGUUCAUUGCAAAUCAUGGAAAACUUUGUAUUCCAUCCAUAAAGCAUUUGGCAAAAAAGCCCAUAAAUUUUGAAUUUACACCAUUUACUAAAAAUAAAGUGGUUUUGAAUGGUAAUGGUUUUUUUCCAUUUAUACCUAAUAGCUUAUACAAAAUUAUAAAGUAAUAAUAUAAAGCCAUCAAUAAACUCUUUUUAGAACUUUAAA
Aphis gossypii (cotton aphid) is the source of this 1867-nucleotide messenger RNA. It is a transcript of the gene Nt5a, whose product is annotated as 5'-nucleotidase domain-containing protein 1. The record is from RefSeq and is a predicted model, not a curated record. Gene Ontology annotation, molecular function: 5'-nucleotidase activity. The transcript has 2 exons. Lineage: Eukaryota; Metazoa; Arthropoda; Insecta; Hemiptera; Aphididae. The coding region runs from base 532 to 1827 and encodes 431 amino acids.